CUACCACCUUGUCUUCUUUGCUUUUAUUGUAAUCUUUGUUCAUUGAAUCCUCUAUGGCUCUCUCUCUUCCAUCCCUUCUGAUCCUUUUAACAACUUUGCUUCUGACAACAGAGGCAACGACUUUCAUCCAUUCGCGAGCAGCUUACUACCCAAACUCUGAUGAACAUGGAACAGAUGUGGGUGCAUGCGGUUUUGGUUCUUUUGGAGCAACAAUAAAUGGUGGAGAUGUAUCAGCAGCAUCUGAUCUCUACCGUAAUGGUGUAGGCUGUGGUGAUUGCUACCAGGUGAGGUGCACCAACAGCCACUAUUGCUCAGACAAAGGUGUGACCGUGGUUAUAACCGAUCAAGGCUCAGGUCCCAAUACUGACUUUAUCCUGAGCAGACGAGCCUUUGGUAGGAUGGCUCAGACAAAAGAUGCAGCUGCAUCUCUAUUAGCCCUUGGAGUUGUUGACAUUGAAUAUAGGCGUGUUUCAUGCAGCUACCCCAACAAAAAUAUUACUAUCAAGAUAGAUGAGAACAGCAACUACCCUUACUAUUUAGCAUUUGUCCUAUGGUAUCAACAAGGGGAUAAGGAUAUCACAGCUGUGCAGCUAUGUGAGACCCAAAACUUUGUGUGCAAGCUCUUGGAUAGGAGUUAUGGAGCAGUAUGGACAACCACUUCACCACCAAGUGGUCCAUUGUCUUUAAGGAUGUUAUUGAGCGGAGAGGACGGAGAUGAAUCUUGGAUUGUUCCUGUUAACAACAUACCAGAAAAUUGGAAAGCUGGAGAGACAUAUGACACAGGAGUACAAAUUGAUAUCUAGAUAUCUGCACCAGAGUCAUUCAUUUCUUUGUUUUAGCAACACACCUAAAAGAAUAAGUUUCUAGGUUUCCUCAAAUAUGUUCUUUCAUUAUGUUUAAUUGGUUACAAUAUAUAUUUUAUUAUUUUGUGUCAAGGAAGGAGUGACAAAUUUUAGCAAGUAAAAUUCUUAUGUAAUCUUUGACUAAUGAAAUUUUAUGUUUCUUAAUAAAGAUUUAAAUUU
Gossypium arboreum is the source of this 1022-nucleotide messenger RNA. Its product is annotated as expansin-like B1. The record is from RefSeq and is a predicted model, not a curated record. Gene Ontology annotation, cellular component: extracellular region. Lineage: Eukaryota; Viridiplantae; Streptophyta; Magnoliopsida; Malvales; Malvaceae. The transcript is spliced from 5 exons. Bases 54 to 803 code for a protein of 249 amino acids.